CUUGACCUUUGCCCCUAGAUGAAAGCCUCAGGCAGCUACAAAUCCUAAAUGCUAGUUCUCAAGUGCACGCCCACACACUGAAAUUUAUGCCCCCUCGAAAAGAAUUUCCCUUUCUUCCCUAACCCAGUAAAAUUGCACGGUUCCCUAGGCUAAAUCAUCAAGUAAAACUGCUUAUCAUUUUUCACUACUUUGGCAUAGCAGUGCAGAAGCUAUGGCGAAUGUUCAAACUAUAAGGUACAUUACUAUUGACAUUUAGACAGCUGUUUGUUGGGUUUCUCCAUUUAUGUCCAAGCAUUUUUUUUGCACUAAGAAUGAUCUUGAAGCAAUUCAUGAUCUUUGUGCAUCACAAAUAUGCUUUAAGAUUUGAUUUUUUUCCAAUUUAUUAGUAGGGCUCUUUGAAACUACAAGAAGGAAUCUGCCUAUUGCUUGUGCACCUCAAUUUAUGAGCUGGAUUUGUUCUCAUAGCAAGCAAAAGAAAUUGGGUUCUUGGGAUUAUUAACUUAUGAUUCCCUGUUUGAUUCUGUCAAGUUGAGUAGAUGGUGCUUUAUUAUGCAGCCUAAGUGCAAAAAUGUCUUGGAUUCAGUCAGCAUUUGGAAGUAAAAUCAGCCCAAUAAUCCUUUUCAUUAUAGUAAUAUUAGCUGCUAUAUUCUUCAUCUCUGGUGCUGUCCACCUGCUUGUUAAAUUUCUCAUGAAGCAAAGAAAUUCAUCAUCACAGUCUAAUGCAUACCCAGAGAUGUCCACUUCUGGUGCUUUUCGAAGGGAGUUACAACACCUCUUCCAUUUACAUGAUUCAGAACAAGACAACUUGAGGCUUCUGCCCUUAUGCAGCCAUGCUUUUCACAUUGAUUGUAUAGACACAUGGUUACUCUCAAACUCAACAUGUCCACUUUGUAGAGGGGUAAUUUUGGAACCUGGGUUUUCUUUUGAGAACCCCAUUUUCACCUUCAAUGAUUCAAAAGAUGAAGAUGGAAAUUCAGGGAAUUCAAGUUUUAUUAGUGUAUCUUGUGGUCCAAAGACAAAUCAAGAAGAUAGUCGCAUUAUUAGUGACAGAAGGGUUUUCUCAGUGAGACUUGGCAAAUUCAAGAACACAAAUUAUAGUCAAGAAUGUGAAAAAAGAGAAGUGGGAGAGACUAGCAACAGCAAUAUUGAUGCUAGGAGGUGUUUCUCAAUGGGUUCAUUCCAAUAUGUGGUUGCUGAUUCAGACCUGCAAGUGGCCCUGUGCCCUCCUGUGAAAGGGAAAGGAGGGGAAAGUGGGAAUUUCACAACUGAUGAGGAUGCUUUUGAUGGGAAGAAAAUUAACACUAAAAGUAAAGGUGAAAGUUUUUCUGUUUCUAAGAUAUGGCUGUGGUCCAAGAAAGGUAAAUUCCCCGGUUCCACAGGUACUCCUUGUACUGACUGUGAAUUUGCCAUGAGAUGAUUAUGUUCAGAUAUACAACACGAUGACAAUUUAGUUAUAGCAAUUGUAGUACAAGUUCCUUUUUUUUUUCUUUUUUUUGUCUUCUACUUAGUUUUGUUCUUCAAUUCUUAGAGCUAAAGGACUUCUUCUUUUAUAUGCAAAUUGUUUUCUCUUUGAAGAUCUUACAAUAAAUCGAAUGGAGAGGAGUGGAUGGAGAAAUUGUCUAUCAGACGAACCUUUUAAAGUUUUUUUUUGCCAUA
Molecule: messenger RNA, 1656 nt
Organism: Olea europaea var. sylvestris
Lineage: Eukaryota; Viridiplantae; Streptophyta; Magnoliopsida; Lamiales; Oleaceae
Product: RING-H2 finger protein ATL46-like
Exons: 2
Coding region: 569-1417 (282 amino acids)
Source: RefSeq, a predicted model, not a curated record